Molecule: messenger RNA, 1548 nt
Organism: Medicago truncatula (barrel medic)
Lineage: Eukaryota; Viridiplantae; Streptophyta; Magnoliopsida; Fabales; Fabaceae
Product: GDSL esterase/lipase At4g10955
Exons: 2
Coding region: 137-1375 (412 amino acids)
Source: RefSeq, a predicted model, not a curated record
AACAAUUUAACGAAGCUAGUUCUCACAAAGGAAAUAAUCUAAAACAACCUUCACUAUCGCUCUUUCCUCUUCAAAUUUCAAACACAAUAAUCUCUUUCAUACAAAAACACAACAAUUCCAAAACCUUAACAACAACAUGAACAUGGAAAUGGAAAUCACAACAACAAAGGAAGAAGAAGUAAAAGAAGUGGAAAAGGAAAAGGUUGUUGUGAUUGAAAAGCAAGGAGAAGAAGGUGAAGCUCAUCAUCCUUAUGCAUUUCAUGUGUCUGGUCCAAGGAAUUUGGUUAACCUAAAUUGGAGAGAUCUUAUUAGUUCUAGCUGGAAGGAUCCAAACUACAAGAGAACUGUCAUUGCUUGUUUUAUACAGGCAGUGUACUUGCUUGAACUUGAUCGACAAGAGAAACGAACACCAGAAAAUGCUCUAGCUCCAAACUGGUGGAUUCCCUUCAAGUACAAGCUAACAAAAACACUGAUAGACGAAAGAGACGGUUCAAUUUUCGGUGCAAUACUCGAAUGGGACAGAUCUGCAGCAAUGUCCGAUUUAGUAGUGAUCAGACCAAGUGGUGCACCAAAAGCCGUUUUAGCACUAAGAGGAACAUUACUCAAAAGCCACACAAUGCGAAGAGACAUCCAAGAUGACCUUCGAUUCCUCGCCUGGGAAAGCCUAAAAGGUUCUGUAAGGUUCAAUGUAGCUUUAGAGACACUAAAAUCAGUGUCUGAUGCAUAUGGAAGUAGCAAUGUUUGUGUAGCAGGACAUUCAUUAGGAGCUGGUUUUGCACUUCAAGUUGGAAAAUCAUUAGCAAAAGAAGGUAUCUAUGUAGAAACACAUUUAUUCAACCCACCUUCUGUUUCAAUUGCUAUGAGUCUAAGAAACAUUGGAGAAAAAGCUGAGUUAGCUUGGAAGAGAAUCAAAUCAAUGCUUCCUUCAAGCAGUGAAGGAGUUAAUAAUAUCAACAAUGAUGGAAACAACAACAACAAGAAGAGUUGGAUGCCAUGGUUAACUAGCUUGAAGAAUCAUAAUUUUGGUGUUGGAAAAUGGGUUCCUCAUCUUUAUGUGAACAAUAGUGACUAUAUAUGUUGUUCGUACAAUGACGAACCUGAUAAAUCGAAUGAGAAAGAAGAUGGUGGUGAAAAUAACAAGGAGAAUGUUGGUCCAAAUAAUAAUGGUUGUCAUGUUGCUGCAAAGGUGUUUGUUGUGAAUAAGGAAAAGCAGAAGUUUCAUGAAGCUCAUGGAAUUGAACAAUGGUGGUCUAAUGAUUCACAGCUUCAGCAGACUAUUCAUACUAGUAAACUCAUAAGCAGGCAGCUUAAAUCUUUGUAUACAAGUGGUAGUAGUAAUUCUUCUCAAGUAUUGCAGGGAAAGGCAAGUAAAUAAUAAGGUCUUGCUCUCAUUGGUUUCAAAAUGAAUUCUUUAUAUACCUAUUUGCUUGUGUUAAUACCUUGUAAUUUUUUUUUUUUUGUUGGAAAAGUUGGACUAUUUGAUCUUAUAACAAUAUGUAAGUCAUUCUUCUGUAAUUGCAGCUCUAAUGUUUUUUGGACAGUUUCAAA